This is a messenger RNA of Lepidothrix coronata (blue-crowned manakin), 7428 nucleotides long. RefSeq names its product transmembrane protein 86A (gene TMEM86A). Bases 192 to 905 code for a protein of 237 amino acids. Lineage: Eukaryota; Metazoa; Chordata; Aves; Passeriformes; Pipridae. The record is from RefSeq and is a predicted model, not a curated record. The transcript has 3 exons. Gene Ontology annotation, cellular component: membrane.
GCAGCGGCCGCGGCAGCGGCCACAGCAGCAGCAGCAGCAGCAGCAGCAGCAGCAGCAGCAGCAGCAGCAGCAGCAGCAGCAGCAGCAGCAGCAGCAGCAGCGACAAUAGCGACAAUAGCGACAAUAGCGACAAUAGCGACAAUAGCGACAAUAGCGACAAUAGCAGCAGCCGCUCGCGCCCCACCGCCGACAUGGUGUCCCCCGUCACCGUGGUGAAGAGUGAAGGUCCCAAACUGGUGCCCUUCUUUAAAGCCACUUGUGUCUAUUUUGUCCUCUGGCUGCCAACUUCCAGCCCCUCCUGGUUCAGUGCUCUCAUUAAAUGUCUACCCAUCUUUUGCCUGUGGGUUUUCCUUCUGGCCCAUGGAAUUAACUUCUUAGUGUCACACCGGAGUGCCAGCCGCAUCCUAGCGGGACUCAUAUUCUCAGCAGUGGGAGAUGCCUUUCUCAUCUGGCAGGAGCAGGGCUACUUCAUUCAUGGUCUGCUGAUGUUUGCCAUCACACACAUCCUGUACUCUUCAGCCUUUGGCAUGAAGCCUUUGGACCUCAAAGCCGGCUUGUUGAUGGGCCUGGUUUCCGGUUCCUGUUAUGCCUUCCUGUACUCCUACCUCUCAGGCCCGUUCACCUACCUGGUCGCUGUCUACAUCGCCUUGAUUGCCUUCAUGGGCUGGCGGGCAGUGGCCGGCAUGCAGCUGUGCAACGACCUCUGGACAUGGACCAAGCUCUCUGCCUGCAUCGGCGCGAUGCUGUUCAUGGUGUCCGAUCUAACCAUUGCACUUAACAAGUUCUGCUUCCCCGUGCCCUACUCGCGCUUCAUCAUCAUGGCUACUUACUAUGCAGCCCAAAUGCUUAUUGCACUGUCAGCUGUAGAGACCAGAGAUGAAGAGGACUUCAGAAAGAGGAGCUAGGUGGAGUGCCAAUAGUCUGUGAACACGUGGGUUAUAUCUCAGGUGCUGUAGCUGCAUUCACCCCUGAGAGAGAUCUCCAUUUCUCUAGGCACACUGGUGAUGUUGAUUUUGCUUCUUUGAAGCAUUACCUUUGGGAAUUAUUUUUUUUCAAUGGCUUUCUCUGAAUAAAGCUUACUUCAGUGUGGGGUCCACAUCAGAAAGCUUAGAAUGUCCCUGCAGUAGUUACUCAUUCAACUUUUCCUUCUUGGAAGUGCUGUACUACUGCAUUUUAUUUGUUAGUCUUGAAACUGAUGCUAAAUGUCUAGGAAGUGGAGAGCUGAUGGAAAGGAGGUUUAGCCAUGCACUGUGUUAAAAGGCUUGCUCUCAACUGAAGGCAGACAGGCACAGAUCUCUGCUGAAGUCAUAGGUAAAAAUUAAUUUAACUGAUGUUUGUCUCUGUGCAUUACAAACUCAGUAUGCAAACUGGAGCUAUUGCCUCUGCUGAAAAGAAAACUUGGAGGGAGAGUAAAAACAGCAUAUCCAGAUAGGAACUGAGCUUUAGAGUCAAGGGCAGCAUGUGGGGCAGCACCCAGCAGAACCAGCAUGACAGCAGAACCCCAGGCUGAGAGCACAGAGCAAGAGGUGUGCUGACAUGCAGUGCUGUGUGCUUUGGUCAUGGUGAUCACUGCCUCAGGGCAGAUCUGUAGGUGUAAGCCAGCAUUGCCAUAUGUGGCAGAACUAGGAGUCUGGUGGGAUUUCAGGGACAUCUCAGUAGCCAGGCCAACAUGUUCCCCCUCACCUUGUGUGUGCAGUUAUACAGUGCCUGUAGCCAGCAGUGACGGCUGGAAUGUAAUGGGCACACGAGGAACUUCGAUUUUUACAGCAGAAUUUUGAUCUCCUGUCUUACUAGUGUAUACCCUAGUUGUCCUUAGUACAGAAGACAGGAAUCCAACCUUUAUGCCUUUCUUCCCCAGUGUCCUAACAAGUAAUAUUCCAUAUACCCAUUAAGCUUUAGAGUACUGCUGCCUGCAGUAUUUGAAUCUUCAUCUGAGCAUUUCUUGUGGUCAAGGCCUUGAUUUUGGAUGUAGAUUGUUAUUGGGCUUUGCCAGCUGGUGGUAAACGAUCAUCUUUGCACCACUUCUCUUUUUUUAGAAAGCCCCUUUUCAGGAGAGCUUCCUGAAAUGCACUGUCCUGUGUGUUCAAAAUGCCUGGUGCUUCCCUCUUGAACUCACAGGGACACAGUGAGAAUGCACAGAUGGGGCUGGGAAAGCCUAUUUAAUUCUGAUCCAAAUUCUUUGGAUGGUUUGUCUGCCCAUCUGUUUAAGCAAGAUUAUUUCUGACUUCAGACUUUCUUAAAAAGAUGUAGGACGAGGUUGCCUUGAUUUUUAGUCCAAGUUCAUUUGUGAUCAUAUGUAUAUUUUUUCCUCUUAUUUAGGAUACGUAUCAGCAAGCUCUGUUUCUAUAUGAAACUAUAUUACUAUCUUGAAUGUGCUUCUUCCUUCUGUCCAUCCUCAGGCCACUCCCUUGGGCUGAGGUGCUUCCCCAGGGGCUUGUUUUAAGACACAAGUGCACUCAGGUGUGCAGAGGAAGCUUGCUGAGCAUUCCUGCCCCUCUUUAAACUGCAGCCAAACAGGGACAACCAGAACAGACUGCACAACUUGAAUCCAUUGAAUCCUCAACAGCCCUUUGCACAUGCCCACAUGGGCAGAGGGAGCAAGAGGGGCAGCACUCCAGACCAGCCUUGUGGGGUGAAAAAUCAUCACUGUCUCCAUACCUAGCAUGCUCGGACCAUUCCAGACAAAACCCUGGCACUGAGUCCCUAGCCCAGUCUGCAGAAGAGGGAUCUGUCUUUGCGAGGAGUCUGGCGAGUUCAGGGGCAGCUGAGGAACCCCUACCAGCCCUGCUGGCUUUCCCCUUGGUGCUGAGAGGUGCUGAGUGGGUCUCCUGCUCCUCGCCGGCCUUGCAUGGUGUGUCUGGGUGGGGAAUAGGCAUUGCCUCCUUCUGACUUCUGCAUCAGUGCAAAUGCAGCCAUUAUUACAAAAAUCUAGGUUAACUAUCCUGACCCCAUGGAGGCAUCUGCUGCUUUUCAGACAGAGAUCAGAAAGGUCAGCUGCAUUACUGAGAGGGAAAGCAUGGUAGGUAGCACAGCCCCGUGUAAUCCCUUCCCUUUAAUGCUGUUGUGUAAUACUGUCAGUAUUCAUUCACUGAUGCACUGGGGCCUGCCUGGAGUAAACAGCUAAGGGAAUUUAGAGCCAUAACCACGUUCAUUCAUCAGCAUUGCUUGUCUCCUGGCCACAGAUUGAACCCUGCAGUGUAGCUCUCUGCAGAUGUCACCUGCUGUUACUCCACUUGGCUGUUUGCAAAUCUCUUCCUGCAACAGACUGACCCAGCUAAGAGGAAAUCUAAGCAUUUGGGGUGAACCCCACCAUCCUCCCAGCAUAUGAGCAAACAGCACAUUGGUCUGGCACACUCAGUCCUUAGCUGGCAGUUCUUCAGAGGAGCCCCCUGCAUCCUGAGCUUCCCUUUGCUUGGAGGGAAAUGUGUGUGUGAUAAAAUAAGCUCUGUUUAAAAGUCUCAGUUUUGAUUCUCUCUUUCUUCCUCUCUAGAAAUGAGUAGUCCUCAACUUCCUGAAGACAGCUGAGUUGCUUUUCUCUGUGCUUUUUCAUCUUGCUUUGCGGUUCUACUCAACCAUCAGCCACUGGAUACUUGCAGAAAAGAGUCUUUAAGUGUUAUUAGGAGGCCUCUCAUCUCCACUGGCUGCCAGAGGUGCAGUUUCUGGUGGCAGAGAUCUCUAGGUGGGACGGCAGAAACGUGUGCAGCCCAAGUGGGCUGUUGUUCCCUUGCUGUCCCCUCACCUGGAGUGACCUGGCUGGGACACAUUCUGGCCAGUCACACUGGCUCUGUCCCAGUGCUGCAACAGCUUCAGCCUUCCCAGGAACACGAGGCAGAGCCCUCAGCAUACAAAGAAGGAGAGUCCUGGCUGGCUCGGAGGUUUGUCAGCAAAGGCUCUCAAUCUUCAAAAUCUCUCUCCUGCUCUGCAUUCCUCCUUCUAAUCCAUAUUACUUGAAUGAGACCAUUUUCCUGGAGGCUUUUUUCUGCUGGGAAGGGACCAGCUGCUGUGGAUGGUGAUUUGACACAAUUUUGAGAUUCCUAAACCCUGAGAAACACUAAGCAGUUGCUUGGCAGUCUGUUAAAUACCUUUUCUUAGUAUUAAAACUGUUUCCUCUACCCCAGUGAGGUCUGUUUCCACUUUGAAAUGGAGCAAACAAAAUGGGAAUGAUGUGACUGUCUGUGGCACUACCUUUGUGCACCUUCCUGUUGUCUCUUCGAAAUGUAAAACUGUGAGGUUUGAUCCAUUCUUGUCCUUGUAAGGGGUACAUUCUUUGAGAAGCACCCGGUCUUUGGCCCAGGCAGUGAAGCAUCCCAAGUAGUGUAGUGUGCCUGGCCCCAGCAGUAGCAGCUCCUUUCCUUGCUAAAUACAGAGGCUUUCUUUUCACACUGCUGUAUCCAAAUACUCCUCUGCAAUUCCUGUCUAUGGUCACUUCAGGUUACACACGUGAUCAGAUUGCUUGCACUCACUUUCCUUUCUGUAGUUACCACCCUCUUGGAGAUCCUUUUGCUCCUUAUUUGGCCAUAUAAAAGACCUGACAGGUUUAUUUCAGCCUCUUUCUAUAGACAGAUCCUUGCAUGGAACUCCUGGUGUAGAAGUCAAAGAUGCAGUGGUAAUUGCAACUGGUUUUUAAAUGCUAGUGAUGCUUCUGGGCUGUGCCAGGCACACUGAUGUCAGCAGGGUGAUGCUCACGUAGAAAUUGCAGGCCAAGAAGAACAAAGCCAGAGGAUUUUAAUAGCUUUACUCCUACUCUACCAAGGAAAUGGUAUUCAUACUGAAUACCUGGGUUAUUACUCCUCCACAUUGAGGCAACUGUAAGACUGAUUGGUUUAAGAAUUACUCUAACAUGUCUUUUAUGUAGAUUGCUGAAAGUUUCCUGUUGUAAUCAGUGUAGGUAAUUUAUAUAUUUUUACAUGAGUAUAUAAAAUUCCCAGGACUAACUCUGCAGAAUUUUUAGUGGCUUUUCAAGGUUUUCCAGUCCCAUAGUUUGACACCAACACCUGUACGUUUUCAGCUUGCUAUCAUGGUAAUUCUGGGAGCUGUUCUGGAAGAAGCAGAUCAAAGCAAACAGCAACUGUAAAGCUCAGUGGCAGGUGCCUCUUUCCUUUUUUUGGUUUCUGGAUACAGACAGGUGCUCUUUUAGGCAGAGGUAUCAUAACUGUGUUCUUGGAAGAAGAUGGGAAGUUGCUGUCUUCUCUUGACAGAAGUCCUCAUGGGUAAUUCUCCUACCUUUUAUCCAUGCUUGCUCCUUUUGUGGCCUUGGGUAAGUCACAUUUUCUGUGGUCAAGUCCUCAUCUGGUGUAAAAAGGCAAAAGCAUAUGAGGGCCAGUGCUAUGCCAAGUUAUUGCAGCAGGGGACCAGGCCCUCACCCCAUUUCUAAAAUAGGGUUAUUAGCACUUACCUACCUCACAAGGAUGCUGUGAGGAUUAAUACUCAUACAGCACUUUGAAGAUGUAAAGUGCUAUAUAAGUCCCAAGUAUUAUCCAACUUUAGUGUUAAAAAUGCUUUUAGGGAUCUUCAGGACUUCUCUUAAAGCAUGGAAUUGUGACUACCUUUUCAACUUGCAUCAGAUGCAAACGCAAAAGAUUUAUUCACACUGGUUAACAGGAUGGGCUCAGCUGCACUUGAACCCUGAGGAAGGUUUAGCUUAAAAAUCUGAACUCUAAUUUCAGUUUUGCAAAUGCUUUUUAGUUCUUCUAAAAGCCUCAACCAAAUUCUUAGAUGUGAACCCUGUAUCCAAAUCUCACAGUCUGGUCUUAUUCCUGAUUGUUAACUAGAAUAAAUCUAAUCCAGCCAAAACACAGUGUGCUCACAGUCUGCUAUGGCUGUUGAAAAGACUGGAACAGAAAAUGAAGUCGUCUUGUUCAACCUUCACUCUGCAGAAGGUCAGCUAGGUUUCAUGGGACAAACUGCAAAGGGGUGUUUAAUUUCUAUGAUUGUAGGUUUUACUGGCUUUAAAAUCAUCAGAGAGAGAAGGCCUUGAUGGAAUCAAUAAGCUCGGCACAUCCUUCUUGAAUUACUUUCUUUUCACCUGAAUCAAAGAAACAGCAGGUUCUGUAGCAAAGGAGGUGCUUGUACCACUAGUCCUACAGCCUGGAAAAAAAAUUGAUCUAGAAAUAUGGCUCUGAACCAUCACCAUGUUCUCAGCAAGGAUAAAAAAUGCCACUGUUCACUGAUUUGAAAUCUGGACCACAACUAGAAACUACUUAGUUCUAGUAGCACUAACUGCUGUACAAACACAAAUGAAGGCCAGGAAUUACACACCAAGGAACAUGAGCUGUGUACAUGUGAAAUGGACCAUAAUUUUGAAGCAGCUGCAGUUAAAUCUUAUCUUAAUAUGAACUCAGAAGCAAACACAAUGCAAAUUUUUAUGGUUUCUUUAAAAUAUGUGGUGGGUUUUAGUUUUCUUAGUUUGGAGAAAAUUUUCUUAAUGUUAUUUUAUUUUUGCUCUUAUUGUAAAGAAUAAAAAUAUAUAACUCUAGAUAGACUACAAAUGAAAAAAAGGUGGCCAAUUGGCAGGAAUGCCAAAACUUCUGUGGUUUGUAUUGUUUCUGUGGUGACACUAUGCUGCUGUAGGAUGAGCUACUGGAAUUGUGUGAUGUCUCAACAGUGAGGCUGAAGCACAGGGCCAGAUGGGUGGAAGAGUUGAGCCACCAAGACUGCAGCAGGAGCACAACUGGGGCAAUGUGGGUUGGUCAAAAUACGGAGCAUCAGGAAAUAAAAGACAAUAUUUCCUGACAGAAGAAAAACAAGAAACCAAAACCAGCCUGUUGGGCGACGGUUCUGAUUCACUACCAACAUACUUAUCUAGACCUUGCUGGUGCUGGCUCCUGCUGGACCAAGCCUUGCUCCUAAUUCAUCUGGGGAGGCUUGCUCCACAUCUACGGUGCUGGCAUGGUCAAGCCAGCAGAACUUGACCCUUUGUUAAAUAAAACUCAAAAACUAGCAAAAAACAACAAAACCAAUAACAAGAACAAAAAACCAAAAACAAAACCAAACCCACGAAAAACAAGGAAGGAAAAAGCAAAUGCCAUUGGGUAAGUGGGAGUUCUGCCUGGCUGAGAAUGCAGAGUGGCUGGUCUGUCCUGAACACUAAUCUCCAUGUCUUGGACCCAUUCAAGCCUCUUGCUCCAGCCCCUCUCCCACGCACUCCAGGCAGAGUGCACUGAAAGAUGUGACUGAAGCAGCUGCUCUCCUUUGGGGAGUCAAGCAUUUGCCAUGCCUGAAAGUCUUUAGUACUUACUUUCUUUACUGUGAUUGUAAAGGUCACCACAUACAGUACAGCCACUUAAUCUGGGAUCUUUUCUUAACACAUUUUUAUGCCGAUUUUACUGUUUUAAUUCUUUGUUUGGAAUGUAUUUUUUCUCAUUUCUUCUGUGUGUAACAGCAAUUAAAAUCAUUAAUUUACUGGGUAUUUUUACUGUGCAGAUACAA